Cydia pomonella (codling moth) is the source of this 4372-nucleotide messenger RNA. It is a transcript of the gene Adss, whose product is annotated as adenylosuccinate synthetase. Gene Ontology annotation, cellular component: cytoplasm. NCBI's taxonomy places the organism in Eukaryota, Metazoa, Arthropoda, Insecta, Lepidoptera, Tortricidae. The transcript has 10 exons. Bases 108 to 1460 code for a protein of 450 amino acids. Gene Ontology annotation, molecular function: GTP binding; adenylosuccinate synthase activity. The record is from RefSeq and is a predicted model, not a curated record. Gene Ontology annotation, biological process: 'de novo' AMP biosynthetic process; IMP metabolic process.
GACAUGGUAUCCCGAAAACCUUUUUGCUAGUCGGCAAUCUCUGCGCGCGCAUGUUCACCUUAAAUUCCGUGAAUAUUUCGAAAGUAAAUUAGUGAUAAAAUAAUACAAUGGCUUCGACCGCGAAGCAAGAAGUUAACGGCGAAUCGCACCCUUGUUUUGGCGGAGCGUGUAAAAAAUCAAAAAUGGAAAAUAAAGUGACUGUAGUACUUGGUGCUCAAUGGGGAGACGAGGGCAAAGGAAAAGUGGUGGAUUUGCUUGCUGUAGACUCGGACAUCGUGUGCCGCUGCCAGGGCGGCAACAACGCAGGCCACACAGUCGUCGUAGAGGGCAAGGAGUUCGAUUUCCACCUCCUGCCGAGCGGCAUCAUCAAUCCAAAAUGCACAUCAGUUAUCGGCAAUGGCGUGGUCGUACACUUACCAGGUCUCUUCGAGGAAUUAAAAAAGAACGAGUCGAAAGGCAUGCGGGACUGGGAAGGGCGGUUGUUUGUGUCCGACCGGGCGCAUCUAGUACUGGACUUACACCAACAGGUUGAUGGUCUGCAAGAAGCUGAGAAGGGCAAGAACUCACUCGGCACAACAAAGAAGGGCAUCGGCCCGACGUACUCGUCGAAGGCGUCGAGAAACGGCUUGCGGAUCGGGGACCUGCUGGGAGACUUCGCGCUAUUCGAGGAAAAAUUCCGCACGAUAGCUGCAUCAUACAAGCGGAUGUUCCCAGCCUUGGAGGUAGACAUCGACGGGCAGCUGGCGCAGUACCGCGAGUACGCGGGCCGAGUGCGGCCUCUAGUGCGCGACACCGUGGCCUACCUGCACCGCGCGCUGCGCGAGGGGCAGAAGGUGCUCGUCGAGGGCGCCAACGCCGCCAUGUUGGAUAUCGACUUCGGUACAUACCCUUACGUAACUUCCUCAAACUGUAGCAUCGGCGGCGUAUGCACGGGGCUGGGGCUUCCUCCGAGCGUCAUCGGCAACGUGCUGGGCGUCGUCAAGGCCUACACCACCCGCGUCGGCGACGGGCCCUUCCCCACCGAGCUACAAGAUGAUGUGGGGCAGUUGCUGCAACAGCGCGGGCACGAGGUGGGCGUGACGACGCGGCGCGUGCGGCGCUGCGGCUGGCUCGACCUCGUCGUGGUGCAGUACACCGCCAUGGUCAACGGCUACACCGCAUUGUGUCUCACGAAGUUAGAUAUCCUGGACACGCUUGAAGAGAUCAAGAUCGGCGUGGCGUACAAACUCAAGGGCAAGAAGAUUGACUACUUCCCGUCCUCGAUGACAGAGUUGAGCAAUGUUGAGGUGGAGUACAUAACGCUGCCGGGUUGGGCGUGCAGUAUUGAAGCGGUGCGAGAGUUCAAUGACCUCCCCGAGAAGGCGCGCGCUUACGUGCGCACUAUCGCGGAGUUCCUACAGAUACCAGUACAAUACAUCGGCGUAGGCCAAGGCCGGGAAAGCAUCAUCCGGAUAGAUUAACGUUGGUGUCAAACAUUCGUUAGUACUUAGUAUCAUUUACAUUCACACUAAUAUACAGAAGGUUUCCAUAACGUCUAUAGAGUUUACAAAUUUGUCAUUUGUUAGAAAAGUAGUGAAAGACAUUAGAAUAGCUUCUUCAGAGCAGGAACAAAAGAUUUUAACCCUAUGGUCGCCACAAUCGGCCAAGGUUACAUUAUAAAAUUAACCUUACUACAUUUGAAUUAAGUGUUACUAUUGCGUGUUAUAUUAAAUAGUCGAGACGGUUAAAAGGCUAAUGUUUUGGCUCUAAAACUAGAUGUUCCUAAAAACAUAUUUAGAUUUCUUUCAAGCUAUAGACGUUUUUGAAACUAUUGAACGCCGGUGUAAAGAUUUAGGGCUAUUGUAGAUUUUUAAUACAUAGUGUACUCACAGCAACAGUCUUACUGAGCAUUUUCGAAAUGCCAUUCAACUGUGUGGACGAUGGUAAUACAAGUAUAUUAUCCUGAUUGACUUGCAGGUAGGAUCUAUAAAUUUAGCUGUAUUUUACGUUAAUGUAGACUUCCUGACCAUUCAUAUAUAUAGGAAAUGGUAGAGGCGAAUGAAAUAUAAUGGAUUUAUGAAUGUAUGUCUCGUUUUUAUUACUGACAGAGAAACUCAAGAACGAAUUCUAUUUGCAAGUCAAUUUGGUUCAAGUACAAAAACCGUACCCUUAUGCAGAAACUGAAACUUAUGGAGGGUGCAGACUUCGUCAGUUGAGUUAGAAUCAGUAUUGUUAUUAGUGUUUCGCCAUUGAGACAUACGGGGCCUAUUUCUCGAACGGUAUUAGUCUAAUAUUAUUAGUGUGUUGCCAUGGUAACCCAUACGACUUGACAGUUCGUGGACUAAUAAUAUUAGUCUAAUACCGUUCGAGAAAUGGCCAUGGUGGUAUACUUGACUGCGAAAUUCCGAAAAUAUUGACUAUUGAAAUUAAACCAUAGAUUAUACAAGGUGCCCUUGAGCAUUGCGAGAUAUUUUAACGGUGCGUUCAUGAUGGCAACAGAAGCAAAAAAUGUUACAUGACUUUUUGUGAUUUCGACAAAAAAAAAAUUUUUUUUUCCUUUUUUUUGAACACUCCUGUACAUAAACGUAAUUUUUAUUGAUAAACACAUAACCUAAAAUUAACUAAAAAGUUUUUUUUUUAUUUGGGGGUAGCGUCUCGAAUAUUAUUUUUAAAUUUUUCGAUGUCAGGUAUGUCCAGACUAGACCUAAAGUGGCAAUACUGCAGUCAAAAAUGUGUUUUGUACCGACUUAUGGCGAAGGAAUGAUUUCAAAAAAAAAAAAAACAUUUAAUUAUCUCUGAAACUAGGCCUAAUACAGAAAAUUUUAUAUGACGUUUUAGUUUCUAAAUAUUACCAGGAAUGCUUAGUUAAAAUGUCUCGCAAUGCUCACGGGCACCUUGUAUUAAAGCGUAUUCUACGCGGUAGGACGCGAGGCUUCCGAUAAAUGUGACCUUUCUAGUUUCCGACAAUGUGGUUAGGUGGUUUCCAUCAUAUUUUGCACUCCGGGUGACAUUGGACCCUCAGAAGCUUGGUUAGUCUGAUAGUACGGUCUUAAAUGUAUAUUUACAGCAAUCAAGGGUAUAUUCGUAAAUCAGUGAAAUUAGGUCGUGGUUUUCGGAGGUCUGUAGUCAUGUAUAUCGACGAAUAGUGUUGUUAUCGGUAAUCGAUAUGUAGUAUUCUCACGAACUAAUAUUUUAUACUUCCUGCUGUGUGUUGCAGUGUUUGAAUACUUUAUUAGAUGUGUCAAUUUCAUAUAAUUGCACAGUAUCCAUACAGGAGUAUGGCGAUGUACAUUAAACAGUGAAUCACACUGUAACAUACAGCAUUGAUGCUUAAACGGUGCUUAGUACAAAUAAUUAAGUCAUGCGGAUAAUAAUUUGCCAAGUAAAAAAGUGUUCAAUUUACUUAGAUUAAGCAACAAAAUCGAUUGAUACUCGAACCAUGGCUAAUGUGCUGUUUAAGUUGAUUGGACACUUUUGCCUCCCCGCGAUUAUAAAAAUAUUCGUAUGACAUAUUCCUCUAGGAGCAAUAAUUAAAUAGGAAUUAUGUUUGUAAUUAUCAAUUACAUCCUUCAUAAGUUAACGCAAUUCAAAAACACCAAUGUUAGGCAAAUAUUCAUAGUAUUAUAAGGAUUAUUUUCUGGAUUAAAUAUAAUUUAAACAAGAUCAUUUUACUAGCGAUACGCUUUAAAUAAUGUCGAAAUCAUCACAUCAGUUAAGUCUAGUGAACGAAGCUUGCACUUAUAAGAAAGUGAACAUAGCGCGCAGAAGCUAAAAUAUACAAGUAGGUAAAUGCUUCAGUUUAAUAAUAAAAAUAAAGCAAAAUUUGUUUGCCCAAGGCAAUUAUUUUAUCUUUACAGUUGUGAUCUAAAAGCAGAUGCCAGAAAGUACUUAAUUGUUUUUAUCGACAUAUGCGAGACUAUGAGUCAAUUGAGAAAUAUGGCAACCAUAAUGUUGCCACAUGAAAUUUCUGUCAAAUUAUUGAAGAAGCACAAAUGGAUUUUACUGUUAAAUUCAACACGUUUGAUAAAAUGUUGAUAAAUAUUGUUUUUUUGACUACUUUUACCAUUAUUUAGGACUAUGUUUUGCGUGCCGCUGCCCAGGGGGUGACAUGAUUUUUCUAACAAUAGUUUUAUUACUCGACUAUAGGAAAUUUAAGCCACUAGCCUUAAUUGAAUCUAUUAAACGUGGUAUGUAUGUACUUAUUGUCUUUCUUUUUACACGCCCAUUCCAAAGAUUUUGAAAAUCAUUUAGGUAGGGUACUUACAUUUGGAUCAUUGUUUCGCUAACAUUCUUUUGAGAUGUGUUUUUAUGUGAUAUCUAUUAUAUUGAUAAUGUAAAUAUUUCAAUACAGUUACUAUUAUGAUUAUUAAAUAAAUGGUUUAUUCUUUUACAA